UUAAACCAAUUUUUUUAUACGGAAUUACGAUUUCCUCUUGUGACCUUCGCAAGGAGAAAGCGGCGCAUGCGUGAAACAACAUUCCGUCAAUUCUGGGUCAAGUAGUGCAGCCAAGAUGUCGGGGAAAGACAGAAUAAACAUUUUCCCUUCUCGAAUGGCAAUGGCCAUCAUGAAGGCUAGACUGAAAGGGGCCCAAAAAGGGCACAGUUUGUUGAAAAAGAAGUCAGAUGCUCUCACAGUUAGGUUUCGUAAAAUUUUAAAGAAUAUUAUUGAGACUAAAGUACUGAUGGGUGAUGUUAUGAAAGAGGCCUCAUUUUCCCUUGCUGAAGCUUAUUUUGCAGCUGGAGAUUUUAGUUUUGUUAUUUGUGAAAAUGUUGAUAAAGCAUGGACAAAAAUUAAGACAAGAAAGGACAAUGUAGCAGGUGUUUUGCUGCCAAUGUUUGAAUCCUACAAUGAUGGAGCAAACACCUAUGAACUGACUGGCUUGUCUAGAGGUGGCCAGCAAGUGAACAACUGCUCACAGACAUUCAAUAAAGCAGUAAAGCUUCUUGUUGAAUUGGCCUCGCUGCAGACAUCAUUCAUUACUCUUGAUGAGGCCAUCAAAAUCACAAACAGAAGAGUCAAUGCUAUUGAACAUGUAAUCAUUCCAAGAUUGGAAAGAACUCUGCAGUAUAUUUCAAGUGAGCUUGAUGAGAUGGAACGAGAGGAGUUUUACAGGUUGAAAAAGAUUCAGGAGAAAAAGAAACAAAAUAAAGCCAAGAAAGAACUAGAAAUGCAACAAAGAGGAUUGAUGGUCUGUAUUGAAAAUUCUUUUUUCAAUUUCUUUUCAUAUUUAGUCGUAUUCUAGAGCUGUAGUUAACAUUGAAAAUAUAUAACUGGUUUUUCUUUAUUGUUUAGUUCCCAUUUGUGUUAGAUUGUAUAGACAUUUACAUACUGUAUUUCCUCUAAUGAACCCUGCUUUCUGAUAAAUUCUACCAUCUAUAAAUGCCAACCAUAUGUAAUAAAUGCCGCCCUCUUUCAAACACAACAUUUUGAAAAGCGGCUCGAUUAGAAAACAGACCAAACAAGAAAUAAAGAAUAUAUAGGUUAUAAGCUUACUAUUGUAAAGCUAUGAAGGUUUUCAUUUCAUAGAUGAGAACUCUGACAUGAAUGCAUUUUUUGUGAACUUUGAAAAAUUCUCACCAAAUCUUUGAUAUAUACAUGUUUUUGGGGGAAAAUUUUUUUUCCAAUCUUUUAUUUUUAUAUAUUCUAUUUUUAUAUUUUUAUCACACUUUUCUUGUCAUUUUUCAUUUAACUCUUUUUUAUUUUGUAUUAAAUGAUGCCUUCAGAUAAAUGCCACCUUCUAUUAAAUGCUGAAUACAAAAGUUGGAUUUGGUAAUAAACCUUGCAACGUUCCUUAGAGAAAAUAUGGUAUAUUUUGCUUCAGUAUGCUCAAAUUCAAGCAUUAUGAAAACCAAAAGCUUUGUAAAGGAACAUUUCUUUGGUGGAAUCUUUGAUAUGUUAGAAACAAAUGGUGUUUCUAGACUAGGCUAAAGUUGUGCUGUAAGUCAAAUACAGCUUGAUGUUAUUUGAAAUAAGAUACAGAAUGACAGACAAGGUGUGUUUGGUACAAUGCUUCCAAAUAUAAAUAUGUUUUGCUAUUUUUACAGCCCAGGCAGCUGAACAUGCUCCAAGUUUACUUGCAGACGAAGCUGAUGAGGACUUACUUUUCACGUAAUUCAAUGGGACUUUUAGUAAGAACAAUUUUGACAUUUAUAAGAGGACAAGAAAGAAUUGAAUUCUUCUGAGAGUUGAAAAUUCAUUUAAAACGAAUAUUUACAUGAAAUAUAAAACACUUUUAAGAUACCAAAUAAUGCUUCGGAUAUUGAAUCUCCUUUGACCUAUAGACUUUUUCCUUUAAGACAUUGAAAUUUUAAUGCAACCUUAAGUAGUGUUUUCUUAACAUACCAAGGAACAAAACCUUUCUAAGAGAAUCAUACAUUUCAUCUCUAAACGGAUCAUUGCCAAAAAAUAUGUAGUUCAUUGAAAAUGACUCCUGAGACUUCAGAAACCUAUUUUUGAGACUAGCAGUUCUCCAGACCAACAAAAUUGAACAUCAAAUUUGUUCUCACAGUCACCUAUAAAAAAUUGCAAAUAUAGAUUCAAUUAGAGAGCCAGGGUUAGUCUUUUUAUUGUUCUCUAGUAUUUAAUUUAAUAAUUAAGAUAGCAAUUCUAUGUUCAAAACACUCAUGGAAAAGUGAAUUUCUUUUUUCAAUUACAUCAUAUUUAAAUUGAGAUCACACAUAUGAUCUUCUAUAUCAACAUUAAGUGAUGCAAAUAUUGGGCAAAUUUUUCAAACAGAGUUUAAGUUUUUGUCUAAUCAUUGUGUUUAAUGAAUUUGAAACACCAUUGUAAGCUUAAAUAACACUGCAAGUAUCCAGUCUUUUUGUUUCUUAUAUAAGUAAUUCUCAAUUUCUUACUUCCUUUUAGAAGGACCAAUGUUACUUGAUAUACCAGAAAAUUUUAAACAUACAAUCAAUUUCUUAUUUAAAAAAUCAAUUUUUCUGUUAAUAUUAGAUCUGAAAUGAAAUUUUAUUGCAAUGAAA
This is a messenger RNA of Rhopilema esculentum, 2585 nucleotides long. NCBI's taxonomy places the organism in Eukaryota, Metazoa, Cnidaria, Scyphozoa, Rhizostomeae, Rhizostomatidae. The record is from RefSeq and is a predicted model, not a curated record.